Messenger RNA from Solenopsis invicta (red fire ant), 15654 nucleotides. It is a transcript of the gene Hipk, whose product is annotated as homeodomain-interacting protein kinase 2. Gene Ontology annotation, cellular component: nucleus; cytoplasm. The transcript is spliced from 18 exons. Bases 200 to 4219 code for a protein of 1339 amino acids. Gene Ontology annotation, molecular function: ATP binding; protein serine/threonine kinase activity; protein tyrosine kinase activity. The record is from RefSeq and is a predicted model, not a curated record. Gene Ontology annotation, biological process: peptidyl-serine phosphorylation; peptidyl-threonine phosphorylation. Lineage: Eukaryota; Metazoa; Arthropoda; Insecta; Hymenoptera; Formicidae.
UCUCGCCGGGGGCCACCGCACCGAAGGCGUCCGCGCGACGAGCCAGACCAGCCGCUACGCAAGAUGGCUGUGUGUCGCUGACGGGAGGCCGACAAACCGGACAGGGGUACAGACAGCUCGCGGAUAAGCGGAACAUGCGGCUACGUGACCGUCGGGCCCGUCCCUGAAGAGAGAGACACUGGCCAAGAAGCGAGAGGGAAUGUGUGACAUGUUCAUCCAAACACAGCAGACGAGUAGCGUCAACGGCAGCAGCAGCAGCAGCAGCAGCAGCAGCAGUAACAACACCGGUCACCACCACAGUAAGAAGCGCAAGUUGGAUUACAACGUGGCUCAGCCGGUGAUCCAGCACGCAUUGGUCCAAUCGACCAGCGACUACCAAUUGGAUGGUCUCCGGUACUCCGUAAAUGGUGCUAAUACCACGUUUAGUUCGCUGCACAACAAUAAUGCGCUGCAGAAGAGUAGCCCGAACCAGCAGACCCUGGUACGAGCCUCGACGAUCAAGCUCUUAGACCCGUACCAGCGCUGUGGCACGAAGAGAAAAUCUUGGUCGAGGGAAGGUAAUGGUGACGGCCUGGCAGUCCACUCCGCCAACGCGAAUGCGGUGGGUAGUACUGUAGUGUCGCAGCACCAUACCCAACAGCAACAACAGCUGCAGCAACAACAGCAGCAACAGCACAGCAAGCAGACAAGCAUGACGGCGCAUAGCAAGCAAGUGGCCAACGCGGCCAAUGGCGGCGGCAGCAGCAAUCCCCAGGGCGACGGGGAUUACCACUUGGUACAGCACGAAGUUCUCUACUCUAUGACCAACCAGUAUGAGGUCCUCGAGUUUCUCGGCAGAGGUACUUUCGGGCAGGUCGUAAAAUGUUGGAAAAAAGGAACAAGCGACAUAGUAGCCAUCAAAAUUCUAAAGAACCAUCCAUCGUAUGCGCGCCAAGGUCAGAUUGAGGUCUCCAUCCUGUCUCGACUUAGUCAGGAAAAUGCGGAUGAGUUCAAUUUCGUGCGCGCCUACGAGUGCUUCCAGCACAAGUCACAUACCUGCUUGGUAUUCGAAAUGUUAGAGCAAAAUCUCUACGAUUUCUUGAAGCAGAAUAAAUUUUCACCCCUACCUCUUAAGUACAUCAGGCCCAUUCUCCAGCAAGUAUUGACUGCGCUAUUGAAACUGAAGCAAUUAGGAUUGAUACAUGCCGAUUUGAAACCGGAGAACAUUAUGCUGGUGGAUCCGAUGCGUCAGCCUUAUCGAGUGAAAGUCAUUGAUUUCGGAUCGGCCUCUCACGUAUCCAAAGCCGUCUGUAACACCUAUCUGCAAUCACGAUACUACCGCGCACCCGAAAUCAUACUGGGACUUCCGUAUUGUGAAGCAAUAGAUAUGUGGUCGCUCGGGUGUGUGGUCGCAGAGUUGUUUCUGGGAUGGCCUCUAUAUCCAGGCAGUUCCGAAUACGAUCAAAUUCGAUAUAUAAGUCAAACGCAGGGCCUACCAACGGAGAAUAUGCUAACCAUUGCUAGCAAAACAACAAAAUUCUUUUAUCGAGACAUGGACAGUACAUAUCCAUUUUGGCGAUUAAAGACACCGGAAGAACACGAGGCAGAGACUGGUAUCAAAUCCAAGGAAGCGAGAAAAUAUAUUUUUAAUUGCCUUGACGAUAUCGGUCAGGUUAAUGUACCGACUGACUUAGACGGCGGUCAACUCUUGCCAGAAAAAGCGGACAGGAGAGAGUUCAUUGAUCUUUUAAAGAGGAUGCUUACAAUGGACCAGGUAGAGCGCCGUAUAACACCCGGCGAGGCACUGAACCACGCGUUUGUUACUUUGGCACACCUUGUCGAUUAUGCGCAUUGUAACAACGUCAAAGCUUCCGUCCAGAUGAUGGAGGUUUGCAGGCGCGCGGGAGACUUCGCUGCGAGUCCUGCGCAUCAUCAGGCUCCGCCGGCGCCUCAGCCACCUCCACCAACGUCUUUAGUAGCCAAUUUUGUACCGACUACCAACGGCAGUGCGGUGACUCUCACCUUCAAUAAUCAAUUGUCUAAUCAAGUACAGCGAUUAGUCAGAGAACAUCGCACUGCGCAAACAGGAUAUGACAAUCUGUAUCAAAUAUAUAGCAACAGCAGUCGACGGGCGACACAAUACAGCGGUUCGUCGAGCGGAUCCAACAGUGGGCGAAGUGGUAUGCAUGAUUUUCCGCAUCAACUGGUACCCAGCAUAUUAUGUCCACCGCAUGGCUACCAGACUAUGCCAAGUCCUGCGAAGCAUGUAGUUGUUGCUCAACCACCUCAAGCGCAACAGGCACCUUUGCAGAUACAAUCGUCGAUUAUAUCGCAGCAAGCCGUAGCCGCGGCGGCUGCAGCUGCUCAACAACAAUAUGCUGCAGUUCCCGUGUCUAUGGUCGAGACUGGUCGACAAAUGUUGCUUACCAAUGCUGUGCAGGCCACAUCUUGGCCUGGUGGAAGUCGUCAAAUGGCACUCGUACCGUCGUCGUGGCAGCAAUUACCGCCGCAACACAUCCAGCAGCCGCUGCUUAGCGAUACUGGAGAUUGGGGAAGACCUCUUAUCGUCGAUAGUUCAGCUAUUCUACAGGAUCAGCGGCCGGUAUUUCCUGUCACGGAAGUUUACAACGCUAGUGCACUUGUUGAGCAUCCACCGCAGAGUUGGGGCAAGCGUACCGUCACCAAACAUCAUCAGCAUCAUGUGACGGUACCUCAGCAGACUCAGCACAGAUAUGAACAUAAAAAGGAAACGCAGCAACUGAGUCCGGUGAAGAAGCGAGUCAAGGAGAGCACCCCACCGAGUAGCAUGCGACGACAUUCACCGUCGAGCAGCCAUUGGCAGGAGCAGCCGGUGCAGUCUCAUCAUCACAGUAGCAAGCAUAGUAGUAGUCAUAACGUGGAGCAUCAGCCAGUUGCUUCUGUGCGACAGCAGACUAUCACGAUUGACGACACACCUUCACCAGCUGUUUCCGUUAUUACGAUCAGUGAUAGUGAAGAUGAGGCACCUGGAAAAUGCUGUGGAGACCGUCAGUGCAGCGCCUGUCAAAGUUUGGCAACUCGCCUGUCGGGCGACGGACGUCCUGUCCGUGAAGAAGUCAUACGAAGCACUCAGUCGACGCCGCGUGUUGUACAACCGAUGCAGCAGUCCGCGCAUACAAGCAGCCAACCGCAUGGGAGCGGACACGUUACGACUCAUAGCAGCUCGUCAUCGCAUCGAACACAACGCAAGAAUAUCAUUAGCUGUGUUACUGUUGGUGACAGCGACGGCGAAGCUAGCCCCAGCCGUACGCACGGUCAUUUAUAUUUGCCGCAACACCCGCAACAUCAACAGACCACACAGUUAAUUAAGCAUGAGCCGCAGCAACAACAUCAUAUUAGCAGCUCAGGAUAUUCGCAGUCACAAAAGAAACGGCUGCUGGCGAAGGUGCAGUCCGAAUGUAACAUGGUGAACGUUGCGACGAAGCCGGAACCCGGUGUCGAGUAUCUUGCUCCACAUCCGUGUCACGCGCCAGCUUGCAAGGAGCCACCGACCUAUCAGGAUGACGUCUAUGACAUGCAUGACCACUUCUUGCAGUAUGUGACCACGAGUAGCGCGCAUCCUCAUCUCCAAGAACAGCAUAUCGUGUACACGACCGGUACGGACAAACGAGUGUCGUGGCCUGGGAAGCGAGCCGAGUACAAGCAUGAAUAUGUUCAACCACCGGCUGCUCACUCGAGAGAUCAUCAGAAGUGGGUGGUGGCCAAUCCUGUGCAUCAAUAUAGGCAGAGCCAGGUAGUAGGUACGGCAGCCCAUUCCCACAGUCAUCACGGGCAUCCGGCCCAUCUAAGUCCCGGCGGCAGUGGCGGCGGUAGGAGUCCCGCCGGCGGGCCUGUGAUAGGAAGUGCUCAGCAUUUGGGACAGCCUCUCUACCAAGAAUACGCUCACGUACGCUCGAGAGCCCAUGCAGUGCCGCCUCCUGUAUACGUUACCGCGGCACCGUCGCAGGCUGCUACCGCUAUCCAGCAGCAACAAGUACCCGCGUAUCAGGGAUUUACACCCGGCUCGUCUCCAUUAACGUUGUAUGAUUCUAGUCGAGCAUUGCCACCGCCAGCUCAUCACAGCUCGGCCAGACCGUUACUGGCGAGUCACGCAGCACAUCCAAUGCCUGCGCAUAUGCAGCCUACCGCCGUUUAUGGAUUGGCCCCGAUUUCGCCAGCCAAACACCAGUAUCAACCUUCCAGUUUAUGGUUUACCGAAUAAGUUUCCCGUCGAGCUAUGGAUGAGAGUUGUGUACGAACAAAAUAACGAGUAAUUGUACGAUUUUCUGGGAACUUACGAACCGCCUGCGUGCUAAUCAAGUGAACGUAUAAUUAAUCAAACGUAUAACGGAAGAAAGAAAAGUGCAAAUUUUCCUCGAUUUUUAUGCAUCUGGCCAGUAAAUGAAACGAGUAGGAAGCGUUCGACUCGUUGCUAUAUGUGAAAUAUGAUUAGUAAGCAUGAAUACACAGACGAAUUCACGAUCGAGUAAGUUUGCCGAAAGGAGCAGAAAGCAGGAGUGUUACGGCGUUAAGGCAAAAAUUUUGACAAUCCGUCCUAUAUGUAAGCAGCGACUACUUCCUUUCGACCGCUCUCUAGGAAGUGAGACGCGAGAUCACGGUCAAUGUAACUAGAUCUCUUUGUAUAUGUUUAUUAUAUCUUUCAUGUGCCCGAAACAAUUCUAUCAUGUUAAACGGCCCUUAGACGAUCAAUAAUAUUGUUAAAAUUAUAUUGCACUGUUAUUGACGUUUCCUUCUAGAUAAUUUAAUAUAACUCUCAAUCAAAUUUUAUACAAUAAUUUAGUUAAUUUUGAAAGCGAUUUGUGGCUUACAUCAAAAUGAAUUGGCAUCUUUUUGCGCAGUAUCCAGACAAAUCAAUAUUUUAGAAUAAAUUUCAAAAAACUUUUGAUUGAUGCAUUAUACUAAAUAAACCGUAAUAUAGUCUCCAAACGGUCAAUAAUUUUGUGCAGUAUCAAAUUGUAAAAUAUUGACUGUCUAAGGAUCGUUUACCGUGAUAAUUUUGUUAGAGGCAAAGGAAUCGAGAGAGAAAGACUAUCUACUACUACUACUACUUUGACACGUGAUUGUACGUGAAUUGAUUUCUCAUGAAAUUUCUUAUCUGGCAUAUUUCUUUCUUCCUUUUUCUCAAUUCUCCUAAAACAUGCAUCUCGACAUAUGCGGCAUGCUUUAAUUUCGUAAGUUUCCAGAGACAUUGAAGUUUUAUUACGGAAAACGGUAGAGUUUAUAAGGACAUUGUACAGACCAAAAUUUUCUAUCAAAUUGUCCUGAUCUGUUUAACGCUCAUACGCAUGAUUUCUCUCUCUCUAUUGUACAUACAUAUAUACAUAUAUAUAUAUACAUAUAUAUGGAACUCUGACAUGUGACUUAAACAGAUCGGGAACGUUAAAUAUCGACGAUAGACGAGAUAUGCACGUAGUGACAGUGCCGAUCCACGUUUGCGUGGAACUGUUCUUAACGAACAUCCUUCAUAUGCGAUUUAAUAGUAGUGAUUUAAUUUAAAUGUGUAGGAGAGUCUGCAUUUCUUUAUGUGAUAUGUCGUAGGGACAUAUCGCGCGCAAGAGUAUCUUGGUUUUUAAUGCUCCUUAACAAAAUCAUUUUAGCGGACCGGUAGGUUUUUCUCUGAUUGUUGUAGUAGCGUUUCUUUCGUUCUUGCUCGUGGAAGUUUCCGAUUACAUUAGAAAUAUCGCUAAGGGAUGUAGCACUCUAUAAUCUUUUACGAUAUUUUAUUCAUAACGGGCACUCAAGACUAACGAGGUAGCCACAAUUAUUCUUUGUAGUUUGUAGCUUGUUAUUCAAGUAUACGUUAAAACACACAUUCACACACAACACACGCGCGCGCGCGUACAUACAUACGCGUACACAUGUCCGCACACAUACAUUAUUUAGUUGUAUCGCAUAUUUCGAACUUCUUCGAGUAGGAUUAUUCGGGUUGUCGUAGGUAAAGUACUCGUCAGAGAUAAGCAUGGAAUUUAGGAAUCGAGUCACGAAUUUAUUAAGGUGAUUGCACGACAUCCCCCAAUCAACAAAAGCUUUGACGUGCCUUUUUUGGAACAGUUUCAUUAUUUAUUAUCUAUGUAUUAUUACUUUAUAUCAUAUUCAUUCAUUCACAUCUUGUCAUUUUUAUCAUCAUUAUGCUCGUUGUCAUUUUCACUACUAACCGUCAUUGUUCUUAUGCCUAACAUUUUGUUCUGAAUUGUAUAAAUAAUAUAUUACAGGCAGUAUGCCUUAGGCUUGUGGUUUUGAAACGCGAAAUUGUGUGACCACAAUUUUGAAGAAUUCAUAAAUUGUACAUAAGUUUAAUGAACUUUCAUUAAUUUUUUUCAUUAACGCUUUGCAUUUUGGCAAAAGGAAGAUAUUCGAAUUAAGUACGCUGCACGAAUCAGUGAAGAACAGAGAGAAAAGUGAACAAGUGAUGGUUUUUGUUUUUAGAGUAGAUUUUUUCCUGAAUGCUGAGAGGGGAAAGAGAGAGAGAAAGAGAAGCAUUCUGUGAAAGAAAUGUAUGCCAAACAGCAAUAAAGUAUCAUAAUGAGUCUUACGAUAAAGAAUUUCUCGCGGAUAUCACAAACUCGCAUAUGUAUAUUUCUUUUUCCGCAUAUUUAGAUGUAAUAAUAAUGAUAUAUGGGAGAAAAGGACGGGAGAAAUUCUAUUUAUAGAUAGUUUUCAUAAAACAAGUUCUCGCAAAUACAUUUCUGUCGUUUAAUCAUGUUCUUCCUUGUUGCACACAACAUUUUUUGCACUACAGUUCAUCUCACAUCAAUGGUUUUUCACUCUAUUUUAUUAUUCUCAGGCGGUAUCGAUAGACGCGGUACGCACACAUACAAUUCUUCAGGUACCGACGUCUAGUUAUACGCAACUGCUAAUACAUGUAUUUCGUGAUUUAAUGGAAUAACGCUUAUAGGCAUUGUUUCGCUAAUUCUAUUAAUAUAAAUGUAUAGAAAGUUUGUAAACGAUAAUAUUCGGCGUAUAUGGGAUUCAAUUGCGGUAUGUUGUUUAGAGUGAUUCACGUCCAGAGUUUAAUUAGAGAUAUUUUACACGUAGAGUGAAAGAGUGGAAAAGAGCGAGCGAGAGCGUGUGAGAAAGAAAGAGAGAGUGAGAGAGAGAAAGACGGAAAUUAUAGAAUACAUAUAUAGAUAUAUGAAGAUAUACAAGUGUAGCGUAGGUGUAACGGAGUUUUAAACAUGUUACCGGUAUCAUUGAGGAGAGAGCCCUUUACGCGAUACAAUAAGCAAGCGACAAAACAAUAUACAGCUGCAAUUUAACUAUAUUUAACUUAUAGAGCAGGGCCGUUAUGGCUAUCGGGUCCAUGAUAGCCUCGCAAAUCUCUCGAGUGCCUUUAUAUCGAGAGGCAUGGGAUGAAUCGACGUAAUCUAACGAUGCCGAACGCAGCUUCGGCAAAAGCAACCCUAAACUUCUUCGUUUCUUCUUCUUCUUCUUCUUCGUUUCAUACAGUUUACGCAGUUUUCACUUCCCUUGUCUUAAUAUCGAGCGAUUUACCCUGUCGUAUACGCAUCAAUACGUUUGUACAUUCUCUGUACGAGAAAACAAAAAAAAAAAAAAAUAUUUAACCAACUCGAUGUGCCUGUUUAACGAAUAAUCAUAUUUACAUUGGGUAAUUAACUGUAAUGGGGAAAAAAAGAGAGGGAUAAGUAGAGAGGGAAGUCCGUUCUUUUUUUUUUCAGACAUAGACUGAGCGCGCUAUGGCGCGUCAGUAUCAAGUCUCGCAAUUAUUGUAGUAAACCGUUUGGUAUCUACCUCUCGGUUUCGGUGUAGCGGACCGAUCCGCGCCCAACUGUACAUAUACAAUACAUACAUAAUACAUACAUACAUGCUUCCACAUAUGACAGUAGAGAUACUCGCGUCGCAUGGAAAAAUGGAAAAAUGGAAAAAGAAACUAUCGUAAGAACCAUCCUCCGCGAGAAUCGUGAGAGGAUAAACACGAGUCAUAUCCUUAGGUUUCAUCUCCCAACACGUCGAGCGUGCACAAGCACGUAGGACAAGUAGUCAUACCACGCGGUAGUGAUAAGUUUUAUCCCCCCCCCCCUCUUCUUUCAUCCCCGCAUUUAGGUUUGCGCGUAUUGCUAAAUAGCGAUGAUUUUAGUCAUGUUUUCUUCAUGAGCAGGUCUUGACUGACGAUGGAGAAAUUUCGAGAGACCGAGAACAUUCGGCUGAUAUUUGUAGUCAUUUAACGUUAUUAUUUUUGUCAAGCAUUUACGUGGAAGGUGAAUAGGGUGGCAGAUAGGUGGGUAACAUAUCGACAUGUUUUAAGGGUACAAAACACGUACGGACCACUUACUUAGGUCGAUCUGAUUUUCGUAUUGUAUCGAUAUCGAUAUGUUGUUUUUGGGAGUCAAUCGUCGGUCAAUGCGUGCUCCGAGUCAUGUUAACUCAUUCGUGGUCAUUUUAACGCAUACAUUACACAAUGUAAAUAAGAAAAAAACACUACACACACACACACACACACACACACACACACACACACACACACACACACACACAUAAUAAAUUACCUAAGUAAAAAGAAGUAGAGACGCUAUAAAACGCUGUGUGGAAAGUUAAGUAAAAGAUACCGUAACUGUCAAUGGUUCUAUAUAGUUGUGAUAUUUUAUUAUAAUGCUGAUAGUCGUGCGCAGUUAACUUUUGAAUGGGUUCUCUCGCGUGCCCGACCAUUUUAUAUAUACAUAUAUAUACAUAUAUAUCGCGAGAUAUAAAGUAUGUAGGAUUAUCCUAAUCUUAAUACAUUGAUUAUACGUGAAAGGGAGAUUGUACGUUGCUGCAGUAAAAAUAAUUUACGACGAUCGAUAUGGCAACAUAAUGCGCGAGAUUUUUUUUCAGUUCCGAAGUCUAAGCUAUAUCGCAUGAACUUUCACGGAUGUUUUCUCUUGUCAUUUUCUUCAAUUAGUUUUCGGAAUAUCACUUAAAAUGUACAAAAAAUUUAACUGUUCCGUGAUUUAAAGACGUUAGAAUGUGUUUUAUGUUAAAAUUGUGUGAUCGAUAAAUUUUCUCGUGAAUUAGAUUUAUAUUAAUCGCGUAAUUGAUACCAAUCUUCUAGAGAAACGAGAAUAAAGUUAAUUAUUUAUCCGCUUGCGCACACGCGCAAUUGUAACGUUUACUCCUUUUAUAACGUAUAAUAACGCAUAUUAGAGUAUAGGUAUUUAGUUCUUUUGUUUCUGGAAUAUGUACAUAUGUUUUUUCUUAUUGCAUCCGUGGUGGGGGAGUGAUAUAUUAGUCUUAGGUGUAGUGCCUAAAAGUGAUGAGAUUGUAUGUCCGAUAAUAAGAUUUAUUUAAUGUAGAAUCUCCAAGUCACACUCUUCCGCGCCGGUAGAGAAAGAAAUUCGCUGGAUUGCGAAUAAUCGCUCGAGAACUGAGGUUUGAUUCAUGUUGAAACUACUCGUUUAAAAAUAUUAGUAGUCUCAAUGUUAAUGAACACGUCGAUAAAGAGGGGAACAUGGAAGAGAGCGAUAGGCCGCGCGUUCAGUUCUUUCUUUUGUGUACGGGUCGCGGGAUUAUUUAUGAAAUGAUGCAAAAUCGGGAAACGCUUGGGUGUGCUUAGCGGAAAGCGCGUGGAAAGAUAUUCGUGUAAAUACAAUGAAACGUAAAGAAAAAUGAAAAAAAGAAUAUAGGAUAGGACGGGGACAGGCUUAUGAUUUCCUUGUGGACUAUAAUAUUCAUCGCGUUAUAUGGACAGUUUUUCGUAUAAAAAUUAUAUUAUCAUUGUAAACAAAGUAACACUGACUCUCUCAUGAGAGAUAUAGAUAUGUAGCUAUAUAUAAAGUAUAGGAAAGAAUAACAUAUUUUUGGAGUUAAUAGAAGAUUGAUAUUGUACCGUGCUCCGUAAGUUAUUGAACGUUUCUCUUUCUUAGGUUCUCGGUCUCUAUUAGCUAGAUUGCGUCGUAAUCGGACCACAUUUACGAGUAUAGACAAUUGUUAGCUAAACUUCAAUCAGUUUCGCCGACAAAUCGAGUUUAUUAUCAAAUUUUAUCGAUGCAUUUUACCAUGUAAAUCAUUCGAGUCGUCUUGAACGUACUUGAUUAAAUGUUGUCUACUAAUAUUCUGAAAUUUUGCAUUUGUUAGAAAUUAUGUGUAGUAAAAAUCUAGUACAUUUAGAAAGGUGUAAUAUUCAACGUUGAAAAAAACAUUUUAAAAAUCCUAUACUUAUGUUUGAAAUUUAAGAGAGCUUAAAAUUUGAUGAAACGCAAAUAUAGAAUUAUUGAAGUUAAUCGUACCAGAAAAUUCUAAAUGUUGUCGCUACUGAGAUAAAUGGAGGUCCGAUUAGAGAAGCGAGAAUAAGUAGUCUGUCGCGCGGGUAAUAAAAUAGGAAGCGACGAGAUUCACUAUCUGACUGUUCUUCGAUGUUCUUAAUGUUCACUAUUAUACUAUAGUAAUGUAACGGUAAAUAAUAAUCAAUGGUGGGACUUGUAUUAUAUACGUUUAUCGAUUUAUGCAUAAUGCUGUAUUAUAUAGAUUAGUCUUCAUAGGAGAAGAGAGAGAAAGAGAGUACUCUUGUAUGUAGAUACAUGAUUGUUUAGAUUUUCUCCGACCGUUUACGAGUUUCAUCUUUGUGGCAAUUGUAGGCACGGUUCUCGUGUCUUUUAGUACAGAAAAUAUUUCUCCUCACACAUGAGUCGAUAGCGAAUUUGGUGUUUCACAAAUCGAAUGUUUUAGACUUCUUCCUCGUAACAUAGAAAAUGAUCCGGUCCCCAAGCUCUUAAUUGUUGGAUCGUUCGUGCAUUGGACCAGAUAGAAGUUGAUCUUUACACUCAUAUUUGUAGAAUUAAAGAAAAAAGGAGAUGCGUGCGUAAUUAGGGGAUUUUUUUUUUACAAACGCAGGCCAUUUUUUGCUCUUUCGAGUCUCUCUACAUUUUUGGUACGUACACACAAGUUGAGGGACCGAAAAUGUUUUCGUCUCUUUUAUCCAUCGGCGUGCAAAGCUCGUAUUUUAACUACGCUUUCGUGUGAAAUGAACAGUAUUCGUUUCUUUAUUACUUACUAUAUUUAGACACACGAUUUCCUUAGCCAUUGAAAUUAAGAAUAAUCAGCAUAUAAAGCUGGGACAAAUUAUAAAAGAGGCACACAGAAGUAUGUAAAUGUCCGUCUCGUUUUGACCUCUAUAUACGAUUAUAAGCCGAACUUGCUGAUCUUUAUCGACGAAAACAUAUAUCUACGCUACGUAUUUGUACCAUAUAUAAAAAUGUACGUCUCUUUCGUGUAUUUUAAUUGUACUAUGAUGAUAGUAGUAACGCGCAAGUUGCAUUAUUAUUGACGUGUCGUUCUAUGGCAUAUCAUGAUCACAUGUAUUGUUUAUUUCGACAUUAUAUCUUACUGAUUGCCGUGAAUUCCUUUAGUUUAAGCAUCGAUCUAUUGUUUUCAAUAUACAUUAUACUCAAUAAUCUCCAGCAUGUUAAUCCAAAUUUUUUAUAUGUUUAAAUCUAAAUCUACUUGCUCGAAUUAACUUAAUAAGAUGUUACAUUUUUUUCGACAGAUAGACUGAUCUUAUGAAACAAUUUAGAUCUGUAUUUGCGGAUUUAAUGCUAAAUUUCAAUUCUUUGAUUCGAUUUUAUGUUUUGUCUGUUUUUCAUGAGAAGAAGAUAUUACCGUUUCACGGAUUAAAAAAGAAAGCUAUUUUUAUGAAUUUUUUGUAACAGAAACUAUGCAGACGAUUAAUAUGAAACUUUAUACACAUCAUACAUAUUUUAUUAAUACUCAAUAAUUUUUUCAAGUUAAAAUAAUGAACCGCGCACUUUUUUGAAUAAUAAGCUGUAACUUCCAUAAUUUUCCGAAUUUUUUGAUAAAAAUUUAAGAAUAAAUUCUUAAAAGUAUUUUUAUAAAAUGCAAAAGAAAUAAUUUUUUUAUCCUUGAAACGGUAAUGCCUCUUUAAAUAGUCGACUCUCAUAUACCGACUUUUUAUUAUUAAACGCAAUUCACGAAUGCGAGAUUAGAUUAUUAUCAGAAGUCGAACACGAUUUCUCUCACGAUCGCGCGCGUAUUUACUCUAUCAGACUUCUUUUUAGGAAAGAAUUUUCGUAGCGUUGCCUUACUAAUGAAUUAUUACUGAUAUAUACGAUAAUUGUUUUAUACGCGACAUUUAUACAUGCAUGCAUACAUACAUACAUAUAUACAUAAAUACACACAAGUACAUUGCCGAAUAAUUCUAUUGUUGAAAUCCUCGAUUAAUAUAGUAUCUGCCAAAUUUCUUACACACAAACGAACAAACAUCAAAAUACAUCAUGAGGAAUCCACGUUGUGGAUAGAUCUAAAAGCGUGCGAGCCUUCUGGAAAUUGUGAAAAUUACAUAGUUCACAAAAAAAUACUAGAGCAGGGGACUAAUCAUUUUCUGUAUAUUUUUUUGAUACUGAAUAUAAAUCUGAUUUUUAAGUUACUCCAUCAUAAUUUUGAUAAAUUUGCAAUUAAAGUUGCACAAAAAUUUCUUUUAAAGUUGGAAAAUUCUAACAAUAUCCUUAAUUUUGAUUGCAAUAAAACUUCUCCAGCAUGUCAUAAUAUGAUAAAAUAUAUGAAAAUAAUCCUUUUUUUGCAAUUUUUAAUUUCAAAUUUUUUUAAAUUGUGAUAUGCUAGAGCGCAAUUUAGAAACUAAAUUUAUAUUCAGCAUCCAAAAAUAAACUAUAGAAAAUAACUAGUUUUCUCAUACUAGUGUUAAAAGAAAGUCACUUUUUGUUGAACUUUGUUAUCAUUUUAGUUACGUUAGAGAUGUCGCGAUAAGUUCAGAAAAUAUCGGCGUUUCUAGUUCUCUUAGAGACGUGGAUUUCCCUCUGGACCACAUGUACAUACGCCAGUAUAAUAACCCCAAUUAAUCGUCCGAAGUGGCGAGUAAAGUGAAGUUUCUAAACUACGAUUACUAAGUGUAUAGAGCGUUUUUUAAGGAGCUUUCCACAAGUCUCCUGAGGUAUUGUAAUUUGAACUCAGAAUUAUCUCUCCGCUUGCGUAUGUAGUGGUCCCCUCUUUUAUGGGCCCGUUGAUUAACACACAGCCGCACACAAGUCGCAGUGUCACGUCGAGAAUAAGUACGGACGACCGACGAACACUUUACACGUUUUCACAUGAGGCUUUUUGAUGUACUAUAAUAUAAACGAGAUGUUAAAUGUUUGCCUAUCAUGAUUGUCAUUUUCAAAUUUAGCGGAAGGAAAUUAUGUUACCACAAACCCGCUCUGUAAUCCUUUGCUGUUUACAAUUACGCUGUUAGCUAAUAAAUUGGACAAGCUGAUAUUGAACAAUCAGCUGUUUACUUACAUCGGAUAGUCACUGCACCAAUUGCUGAACGAUUAAUAAAUAAUUGUUAAAAAAAAUAUACAAUAAUAAGACUUUAAAAUAAUAAAUUACAAAUUGGUAUUUUGUAGAUUCGAAUUUUUACAUAGAUUUUAUUAAAAUCUAAUUUUUUAUUUGAAAAAAACAAUUUAUAUUAAACUAUUUUUAUUUAUUGAUGUAGUGACUCUACGAUGAAUUCUAAUCACAAGAUAUAUCUAUGUAAAAAAUUAUUUUCUUCCGAUCUGUUAUUACAAUCAAUUUAUCGUAUAUUUCAGUCAAUGACAGAGAUUAUACCAAAUUUCUGAAAUUUACAAUUGACACAUUUAUUUGUUUGGCAAUAUAUUUUCAUAAUUUAUAUGAGAAGUGCACUCCGAUUAUAAAAACGAUUGAGGAUACAUGCGCAGAUUAAAGCAUAGAGCGGUGUUUUCAGCUAAUAAUAGUUACUAUUAUAAAAUAAAGAGAAAUUCUAAUUAAGGGCUUUAGACUAGACUUAGAUAGAGCGUGCCUUGCUGAAAUGUCAUUUUUUCGAGGUCAUGUUCGUGCUAAUCCGUAAUGGACACUCGACAGGUGUGCACCGUGUGCGAUUGAUCGUUAAAAGUACAUAUAUAAUUAUAUAUGUAUAUAUAUAUAUAUAUAUAUAUUUAUGUGUGUAUAUACAUAUAUAUGUAUAUACAUAUAUAUAAUUAUGUAUACAUAUAUCUAUAUACAUAAAUAAUAAAUAGCACACACACACACACACACACACACACACACACACACACACACACACACACACACACACACACACACACACACACACACAUAUAAAAUACUACAUCUACUAUAUUAUAAAUAUUAUAUAUAUUACAUAACGAAGCAUGUGUACGUGCGACGGAUUAUUCUGGAGGUCGACCAGAGUACAAAGCGUAGAUUUAGUUUGGCCUCGGAAAUACUCUGCGCACGUGAAGUGGAAUCGAUGUCAUCGAUGAAUGUUACUGUACUGGAACGCAUUGUUUAAUAAGAAAAAAAAAUGCGUAGUAUAGGGAACGAGCCGCCGACCGCCACGUUGUUAAUAUCGUCGCAUCGACUGAGAACGAAUUGUCGUCUACUUCAUUGACAAUAAAAGCGAAAGUUAUAGGUGAAUACACUUAUCGGGACGAGCAAAAAUUUUUUUUUAAAUUUGAGUUUGAAUAUUUCCGUUUGAUAGAUAACGACUGAAUUUGUGCGAUUAACACACAACAUUAAUUCUAGAAUGUUACCGUAAAUUUGGGUAAAUUUUUAUCCAAAUGCUAAUUCAAGUCCAUUACAAUUUUUGUUAUUAAAAUCUUGUUAGCUUAAAAUAACAAUAAGACUUUUUACACGAAGUUAGUGUCAGUUCAUUUAUUUUAACACCUUGCAACUAAUACUCGCAUAAAAGACCUGUAAAAACAAAAGAGUGUAACAAAAAUUUUUAACUUUGCAGGCGAAUUUUCACCUAAUCAGUAUAAAUGUAAGAAAAAGAUGAGUAGCAUUCCAGGAUUAAUAGUAUUUAUAAAUUUUGUGUAAAGAGAAAAUUUCGGCUCUCGAUCGAUGCGGCGUGACAUUUAGUAAAAAAAAUAAUACACCGAACGUAUGUCUAAGCUACCAAAAAAAUUCUAAUCACGUCGCGAUACAGAGCUCAUGAUCGUCGAGGAACGGCAAUCAUAAUCAUGCGUUAUAAGGGAUGAAAAAUAAAAAAGAGAUGAGAGAGAGAAAAGACAGAUCGAAGAUUGUUUCGCAAAUCUUGAGGCAUUCCUCGGUGAUCACGGUGCUCCUCACUCUUCCGAUAAUAGGGGAUUUGAACAAUCGGUGACGACUUACUUAACGAUUAUAGAGAGCGUUUCUGAAUUUUUUAAGUCGCGCAUCGACACGAAGGUGCAUAUAUCUUAUGCGCGCGAGAGGUCCAUUUGAUAUUUAUAUUUUAAUACACACACGAGCCGAUUAUAUUUAGUGUAUUGUAAUUAUCGAAUAUAUAUUGAUCAAUCGCCCCGGCCGUUUGCUCGCUUGUCGCAUGGUCCCCCCACACCGGAAGGUUCGCCGACCAGCGAUCACGGAGUGGCGAACGGGGCUUGCGAGCGAUCAGUUGGCGCGCGAGCCACGGUUUUCUGUAUAUUACUGUAGUAUAAUAAUCAAACACUAAAGACUAAUGCUUAAGGUGAUCGAUGAGGCUCCGUUGUAGCUCGGAGUCGCGUAAAUGUAUUCGAAUUACGCGUCGUAGAUAAUACGUGAGAAAGUGAGGGAGAGAAUGAGUGGAGAGCAGAAGGGUGAGAAGAAAAAAAAUAAAGAAAUACAUUUGACUAAUUAACAAUGAUCGGGUACAUUCAGCGAUACAGACGUCAUUGUGUCUUAGUUCGUAAAUAAAUGCGGAUGCCCGCCGGUAGUCGG